Messenger RNA from Lotus japonicus, 1922 nucleotides. RefSeq names its product cysteine-rich receptor-like protein kinase 25. Bases 1 to 1878 code for a protein of 625 amino acids. Gene Ontology annotation, biological process: protein phosphorylation. NCBI's taxonomy places the organism in Eukaryota, Viridiplantae, Streptophyta, Magnoliopsida, Fabales, Fabaceae. The transcript is spliced from 7 exons. Gene Ontology annotation, molecular function: ATP binding; protein kinase activity. The record is from RefSeq and is a predicted model, not a curated record.
AUGCCUUCCUAUAACAUUCUUUUCUUCUUCAUCCUGAUUAGCUUCCUCAGGUUUCCACCUACCAAGACAGAGGACAGCAUUGCUAUUUAUCUAUAUAAAAUUUGCUCCAACACCACCACCACCACCAUCUCCAACAACAACAGUGCCUUCCAAUUUGAUCUGAGAACCCUCCUCACUUCAUUGUCUUCUAAGGCCACAGGAGACACCCAAUUCUCCACCAGCACAGUCAUUGGUAGCACAAACCCAUCUGACUCCGUCUAUGGGCUUUUCAUGUGCAAGGGCGACGAUGACUCUCAACUCUGUCAACAAUGCAUCGGGGACGCAACUCUGCAACUCUUCUCAGAGUGCUCCUUGUCCAAACAAGCUGUGAUUUGGUAUGACGAGUGCAUGGUUCGCUACUCCAAUCGCAAUUUCUUCUCCGCCGUCGAUACGCAGCCUAAAUUUGUCUAUUUGAACCCCCUUAAUGUCUCAAACCCAGAAAGCUUCUUGCAUUUGGUGUAUAAGGCCAUGAAUGCAACUGCAGACGAAGCAGCAAGUGGUGAUGAGAAGAUUAAGUACGCCACAAAGGAAGUAACUGUCUCAGACUCAGAAUCUCACACCAUUUACAUUCAAGCUCAGUGCACACCAGAUUUGUCACCCCGUGAUUGCAGAACAUGUCUCAGUGAUGCGAUAGGGGAAUUUCCAAAGUGUUGUGUUGCAAAGAAGGGAGGGAGAGUUAUGUAUCCAAGCUGUAAUAUUAGGUAUGAACCGGACCCUUUCUAUCACACCAUUUCUACAUCACCCACUCCAGCACCACCACUAGUUUCUGCCACCACAAAUAACACUUACUCGCCUCAGACUCAGACUACUUCUCCAUCACGAUCUACUGAGAAACAAAGUAACAGAGGACGAACAAUUAUCUUAAUUGUUGUGCCUGCGGUUAUUCUAGUGAUGCUCUUUUCCUUUGGUUGCUAUUUCCUAAAGCGAAAAGCAAGAAAGAGUCAUUUGACAAUUCUCAGAGAAAAUUUUGGUAAAGAAAGUGCAACUUUAGAGCCAUUGCAAUUCGAUUUUCCCAUAAUUGAAGCAGCAACAAACAACUUUUCUCAAGAAAAUUACAUUGGAAAAGGAGGAUUCGGAAAGGUUUAUAAGGGCAUUCUACUUGAUGGUCAACAAAUAGCUGUAAAGAGACUUUCAGAAACUUCUAAGCAGGGUGUUGACGAGUUUAAGAAUGAAGUUUUAUUGAUAGCGAAGCUUCAACAUAGAAAUCUGGUGGCAUUCAUUGGCUUUUGUCUUGAGGACCAAGAGAAAAUACUCGUUUACGAAUACGUGCCAAAUAAGAGCCUUGAUUACUUUUUAUUCGAUUUUGGUUUGGCUAGAAUUGUUGAAAUAAAUCAAGACCAAGGAAGUACAAAUAGAAUUGUUGGAACAUAUGGUUAUAUGUCUCCAGAAUACGCAAUGCUUGGGAAAUUUUCGGAGAAAUCAGAUGUUUUCAGUUUUGGAGUCAUGAUUUUAGAGAUUGUUACCGGGAAAAAGAAUCUAACUUCUUGGGAACCACAACCUGUUUCUAAUGGUCUCUUGAGUUGUGUUUGGAGACAAUUGAAGGAUCAAACACCUUUAAGUGUCUUAGACAUAAAUAUCAAAGAAAAUUAUUCUGAAAUUGAGGUCAUCAAGUGCAUUCAGAUUGGCCUAUUAUGUGUUCAACAUAACCCUAAUGAUAGACCUACAAUGUCAGAAAUUGUUUCAUAUCUAAGUGGUUAUUCAAUUGAUUUGCCAACUCCACAAGAACCUACAUUUUUCUUGCACACUAGGAUGAACCCAAAUCCACAAGAAUCAAGUUCUACUCAGUCUGGGAACAAUUCUAUCAAUCAAGUGUCUACAAGUACUUUUCUUCCUCGAUAGUAAUUAGUUUAUUUUCCUUUUAUGUGCCAUUGUUAAGAACAAGU